This is a messenger RNA of Drosophila teissieri, 976 nucleotides long. RefSeq lists its product as uncharacterized. Lineage: Eukaryota; Metazoa; Arthropoda; Insecta; Diptera; Drosophilidae. Bases 89 to 784 code for a protein of 231 amino acids. The record is from RefSeq and is a predicted model, not a curated record. The transcript has 3 exons.
CUUGGUUCACCCUUCCAGCCCGUCGCACCGUCGAUCGUCGUGUAGUUAGUUAUUGAAUUGCGAUAUCGAAUAUAUAUCCGAGUCCGCCAUGAAGUUUUACCUGUUGCUCAUUGCUGCCGCCUCGUUUUUGGCCUACAUCAGUUGUGGCAUGGCCGAGACUCAAUCGAAACGCUCCGUUCCACUCGCUCAAUUCGCAGAUGGCUGCAUCCAGUGCCACUCGAAGGACAACGAACGCUGCGCCACCAAUCCCCUGAGCCUGCUCAAUCGCAACUGCUCCGACGGCUCCUCCAACUGCUACUCCCGCGUCCAAGAUGGGUACACCAUUCGCGGCUGCGCCGUCGACCUGGACAACGCCACCCGGAACGCGUGCAACAACGAGCUGAUCUGCCAGCUGUGCACCUACAGCGAGGGCUGCAACCGGAACACCUUCCCGGUGACCCGCCUGCAGUGCCUGCAGUGCUCCGGCAACUCGACCUCCUCGCGCUGCGCCACCGAAACGUACGUGUCCGCCGAGAUCUGCCCGCUGUACAAGUUCGGCGACAAGUGCUACAUCCGCAACAGCAACCGCACCGUGGACGGGUCCUUCCAGCGCGGCUGCCUCACCUCGGCCAACGCCCAGAAGCAGUGCGUCAAGGAUGGCAACUGCUACACGUGCGACGGACGCGGCUGCAACUUCCUGCUGGCCAACGACACGCACAUUCCGCUGGCCCGCGACUCCGGCGCCCAGUUGGUCAUGUCCAUGUCGCUGCUCAUCGGCGGCCUCCUCGCCGCCUGGCGCCUCUAAGCUGCGGUCCACGGACGCCGCCAGUCAAUCCUGCCACCUACCCAGUUCUUUUGGAAUACACCCCCGCAUCCACCCUCUCCAUCCCUUUUUUUUUAGCUGCAUUAUAAUGGGUUGUAUCCUUAACUUUUUUUAAAAGAACUCUGCGUUUGUUAUCUGUUUGCUUUGCACAAAAAUAAAGCUAGAUAAACUGAA